AUGGGUAGCUCAGCAACCGGCGGUGCUCCUGCGCCCGCUCCACCAAUCAAGAUUGCUAGGAAGAAGGUCAACGUUGUUGAGGAGUACGCCAAAGUCGAUGUGAAAGAAAGCGCUAACUUUGUCAUUAUCGGUCACGUCGACGCUGGCAAGAGUACUAUGAUGGGUCGCUUACUCUACGACAUCGGGGCUGUCGAUGAAAGAACCAUCCAGAAGUUCAGGAAGGAGAGUGAAAAGAUGGGUAAGGGAUCUUUUGCCCUUGCAUGGGUCAUGGAUUCGACCGACGAAGAGAGAGCAAGGGGCGUAACAGUCGACAUUGCCACGAACCAGUUCGAGACGCCUAAGCGGAAGUUUACUAUUCUUGAUGCACCCGGACACGCAGAUUUUGUGCCCAACAUGAUUGCAGGAGCUGCUCAAGCCGAUUUUGCGGUGUUGGUCAUCGACGCCUCCACUGGUGGAUUUGAGUCCGGGUUCAACGUCCGCGGUCAAACGAAGGAACACGCCCUCCUCGUAAGAAGUUUGGGUGUCCAAAACCUUAUUGUGGCUGUCAACAAGCUUGAUUCCGUCGACUGGAACCACGAGCGUUUCGAGGAAAUUGAGAUGCAAGUUUCCCAGUUCUUGACCAACGCUGGUUUCGACCCUCAGAAUGUCCAGUAUAUUCCUUGCAGUGGUUUGACUGGUGAGAACCUCGUGAAGCGUUCGGCAGAGCCGGCCUUGACCUGGUUCAACGGCCCUACAGUGUUAGGUGCUCUUGAGAGCAUUGCUCCUACCGCGAGAGCGAUCGAGAAGUCUCUGCGUAUUUCUGUCCAAGACGUGUAUAAGGCAGGAGUGACUGGUGGCAGCGUAACCAUUUCCGGAAGGGUGGAUGCCGGUAACGUGCAAGUCGGGGAAACUGUUCACGCUGCGCCCAGCGGUGAACCGGCCACUGUCAAAUCAAUGCAAGUUAAUGACGAUAUCGCUGAUUGGGCUGUUGCUGGAAGCAAUGUUGUCUUGAACCUUAACGACAUUGAUCCCAUGCAUCUCAAGGCUGGUGACAUUCUCUGUGACCCUCUAAACCCCGUACCGACUGUACGAGCCUUCCGUGCGAGAAUCAUCACUUUCGAUCUUGCACGACCAAUAACCAAUGGAGCAACCAUAGUCCUUCACCGUGGUCGUAUCAAUGAAGCCGCCAGGAUUCAAGCACUUGUCGCAACUAUCGAUAGAGCUGAUGGACAGAUCAUCAAGAAGAAACCAAGGCAUCUUGCGAGUGGACAGUCGGCGGUCGUUGAGAUCGCGUUUUUGGGUAAUGGUAUUCCGAUGGAGACUUUCAAGGACAGCAAGGAUUUGGGACGAGUUAUUCUGAGGACAGGAGGCGAUACUAUUGCUGCAGGCAUUGUAGAUGAGUUAUUUUAG
Messenger RNA from Saitoella complicata NRRL Y-17804, 1389 nucleotides. RefSeq lists its product as uncharacterized. The coding region runs from base 1 to 1389 and encodes 462 amino acids. Gene Ontology annotation, molecular function: GTPase activity; GTP binding. The transcript is spliced from 5 exons. NCBI's taxonomy places the organism in Eukaryota, Fungi, Ascomycota, Saitoellomycetes, Saitoellales, Saitoellaceae. The record is from RefSeq and is a predicted model, not a curated record. Gene Ontology annotation, biological process: translation.